Epinephelus lanceolatus (giant grouper) is the source of this 3608-nucleotide messenger RNA. RefSeq names its product ras-related protein Rab-26-like. NCBI's taxonomy places the organism in Eukaryota, Metazoa, Chordata, Actinopteri, Perciformes, Serranidae. The record is from RefSeq and is a predicted model, not a curated record. Gene Ontology annotation, molecular function: GTP binding; GTPase activity.
UUAUAGUGUGAGGAUGAAGGGCUGAGGCGCCUCUCAGCUCAAAGUGCAGCGCCCCUGCGUCCCGGCUGUUUUGCGCUCAAGGUGGAGUUUUGUGCCACAUCACAUCACAUCGCUGCCGCUCUAACGCGCAGUGCCGAGGCUGUUGUCCUGAAAAGAGCAAGCUGCCAGCAGCAGGAAGCGACUCAACAACACCAACACCAACAACGGAAGCAAGCGCGUUUUGUUUUUUCCACAUUUCGGGACAAUUCUCGCUCCUCACUUUGAGUAGAGGAGGUGUCGAGGAACAUGCGUUCAACGCGCAGGUGAAAACAAGUCUGCUGAUUCAAGUUCCUCGCUGCAGUAACUUUUAAGCCCUCGGAAGAUUUUUGUUUUUGUUGUUGUUGUUUGCUUUUGAAACCUUGAAAUGUCUCGCAAGAAGACUGCCAAAGGCAAAGCCGGGAGCAGCAGCCCGUCUGCGGGCAGCCCCACUGGGAAAGGGACCACCACCGCCGGGAAGGCUGCGAGGAGCAGCCCGGGGAUUGUUCAGAUGAACGGCGUGGUCCAUCCCAGCAGACCCUCCAUCAGCAACAGCAGCGAGUUUUAUGACAUCGCUUUCAAGGUGAUGCUGGUUGGAGACUCAGGUGUGGGGAAAACAUGUCUACUGGUGCGUUUUAAAGACGGCGCUUUCCUGGCUGGCAGCUUCAUCUCCACCGUGGGCAUCGACUUUAGGAAUAAAGUCCUGAACAUUGAUGGAGUCAAGGUGAAGCUCCAGAUCUGGGACACAGCUGGACAGGAGCGGUUCCGCAGUGUCACUCAUGCCUACUACCGUGACGCCCAUGCUUUGCUUCUGCUGUAUGAUGUCACCAACAAAUCAUCCUUUGACAACAUACAGGCAUGGCUGACUGAGAUCCAUGAGUACGCCCAACAGGAUGUGGUGCUGAUGCUGCUUGGAAACAAGGCUGAUGCCACUCAUGAGCGGGUGGUGAAGAGAGAAGAUGGCGAGAGGCUUGCAAAGGAGUUUGGAGUUCCCUUCAUGGAGACCAGCGCCAGGUCAGGUCUCAAUGUAGAGCUGGCUUUCACCGCUGUGGCUAAGGAGCUGAAGCACCGGUCUAUGAAGGAUCCCAGCGAGAAGUUUAAGCUCCAGGAGUAUGUAAACAAGGAGAUGAAGAGCACAAGCUGCUGCAGGUCUUAAAGCCUGCCCUACUCCUGGAUCUGAGAGUUUGUGUAUUUGCGUGCGUGCGUGUGCGUGUGGACCGCAUUCAUACCCAAUGUGUUCAUAUUUAACCUGAUCAGAGAUGAGGAGUCAGCUCCAGCGAGGUAUAAAACCUUUUUGUCCUUCUGUUUCUUCACGCUCACACCUCUCUGUCUCAGUCCACCUGACCUCCAUCUGUUGUCCUGCACUCUCACUGCCCUACUCUACUUUGUAUGUCCUGCUUUUCGCCAUCCACCUCCUCCUGCAGCUGUUAAUGUAGUCCCAGGAUAUGGUUUGCAGAAUACAAAGUUAGAUGCUACACACACCUCAGUUAUUAAAGGGUAAGUUCGGUAUUUUUCAAACUCGCUCCUCUUUUCCGAUGUUUUUGUGUUUAAGUGACAGCAAUUGAUGACACUGGUCUAGCAUUAAGCGAGACUGCUGCAGCCAGCAACGGCUAAAUAGGCUGAUAUUUAAACGCUUGGGGCAUGUUUGAGUCAAUUUACGUUCACUAAAAAUGCUUGUUUUUGCCACUGACUGGUUCAGACCAUUAAGUGUCUGACAACUUAUAAAGGAUCCCUACAGAGACAGACCUUUGUGUUAAGGAGAAAAAUUCUAUUUGUUUAAUUAGGAACAGCCCCAAAAUGGCUAUCACCAAACCCACCAGACUCCAUUUAAAAAAACAGUAAUUUUAUCAUUGUCAAACACACUCCUUUCAGAGCUGAAACAAAAUAAAACUCACAAAAACUGCUUUGGUUUGUCUUUCCACUUGUUAAACUAUCACCAGCUCGGUUUGGUUGAAAUAAACCCUUAAUUCACCCACUUAGAUGUAAAAACAUUCUGGCUCUGUACAUGCUUAAUUGCGGCUUAUUUUAAGGGGAGUCUGGUGUGUUUGGUGAUGGCGAUUUCGUUUCCAAUUAAACAACAAGGAUCUUACUCUUUUAAAAAAAGGUCUAUCUCUGUAGGGAUCAAGUCCAUAAGUUGUCAGACAAUUAAAAUAAAAAUCUGAGCCUGUCCGUGGCAGAAGCAGCACUUUCAGUGGGUGUAAAUCGACAGUACGGACAUGCCCCAUGUGUUUACACUGCAGCUUGUUUCAACACUGCCAGCUGCAGCCCUCUCACUCAACACUAGACCAAUUUCAGAAAUGGUUCCCGUAGUCACUUAGACACAAAAACAUAAGACAAUACGGUCUAGGGUGAAAAAUACUAAACUUACCUUGUAACUUAUUAAUGGACAUUUUUUCCAUAACCCCAGCAUUGAAUCGGACACCUACCUUUGCAUUACCUCAUGUUAUUUUAUUGUGAAAGGAUUUUAUCACAGCAGAAUUAAUGGUCUUCUUGUAAAGCCAUAUACAGUAUUCCUCACAUCCAUUUAAAAUGUCACCAUUUUAUUUGAACGUUCUCUUCUUAACAAGCGUGUGGAUGAAUGUUCCUAUAAUAGAUGUACAGUGGCAUGUGUUUUGUCCAUGGGUUCAGUGUUCAUGUCAGUUAAUCAGCGGGCUCUCUGGAGCCACUUUAGCUCACCAGCAUAAACUCAAUCCAAGCAUUUCCAUGAUUCAGCUGUGGAUAUAUGGGAAUAUGUCUUACUUCUAGUUAUUGAUGUUGCCAUUUUGUAUACAAGGAUAUGAAGUAAAUAAUGGCAUCGUUAGCCACAAUAAGUUGUUGUUUUAGUAGAAUUCAUGCUAGAUGCAAACAUGAAAUAUACAGUAGUUUAAACAGACUUUUAGAAACAUGGCAGUGCAUGAGUCACACCACUUAAACAUUUUGGGGAGUUUUCCAAUAUUAGAGAUUCAAUGUUGAGUCUUGGAGAACUCUAAUGCAACCUCUUAUUAUAUAUAUGAUUUUGAAAUUGUUAUUUAAAGCAUAAUGUAUAUACUUGAGUUUUUUCUGCAUGUAAAAAAGUUUUGAGGAGAUUAGCACUUUAGAUGGUGAAUACGCAUAUGGGUGGGAUUUAAGGGGGAUACUGGGGGAGUAAAGACCUACAGUAUGUUGACAAUAUUACUUAAAGUAUUGUAUAUGAAACACAGAUGUGUAUAUUUCUUUUUGUUUUGAAUGUUUUAUUUGUAGUCAGACGUGCAAACAUUAUUAUGCUUUUAUUUUCCAUUCAUAAAUAUAUAAAUGGGGUAUAUAGUGCCAUGUUUUCUUAAAAAACAUUUGACUAGUACGUUUCUUAUAAUCAGUUGACAGUAUUUAACCUGUUCUUUAUAGAAGAAGCAUAGGCCUCUUUUUAUAUGAUAUGUUGCUUUGGUAGAUUUCAUCUUAGCCACAGAAGCUGGUUAUCUCUGUACAGUGUUUACUGCACUUUUGUUUUCCAAUCUUGAUGUUCAGAGUAAUGUAUCGGUUUUUGUUUUUACUACUUUUCAAUGUGCAACUUCUUUCUUGUAACUUAAAGUAAACAAUAAAAGCAGGAGGUAAUGUGGCUAUUACCCUUUUAAUAGUGA